Molecule: messenger RNA, 1415 nt
Organism: Tachysurus vachellii
Lineage: Eukaryota; Metazoa; Chordata; Actinopteri; Siluriformes; Bagridae
Exons: 4
Coding region: 79-564 (161 amino acids)
Biological process (GO): autophagosome assembly; positive regulation of DNA-templated transcription
Cellular component (GO): autophagosome; nucleus
Source: RefSeq, a predicted model, not a curated record
GGGGCGGAGCUUCAGGCUGGUAAACAAGUGAAGACGAAAACAAGCAAGUGGAAAAGAAGAAAAAGCAGCUUUCUAAAAAUGAUCAGUAAAAUUCUGAUGCAGCUCCUGCAUGGUGGUGCGAGAGAGGAGGCAGACAGUGUCGUGGUGGAGAACGAGAGCUGCGUGGAGCUGCUUGAGAGUGAAGAUGGAGACUGGAUCAUCAUUAACAUGUCAGAUCACUCAUCUCUACGACUUCUUGAUAAAGAUCCUCUGGAGAAUCUGCUCAUCGAGCAUCCCAGCAUGUCCGUAUACCAGAUGUUCCGUCAAAGGACAAAUGAGGAAGACGUUUUUGAUAAAGUUUACUCUCCCAGGUGUGUACAGGUAAGGCGUGAUGUGUCAACUCUCCUGGGCUUGUGGUGUGGUUCUGUGCUGUUCUCUGAUCCGAGAGCUCGGCCGUAUUCCGAACGCAGGAAGCUAAGCCGCAGUUCACUCAGCAGGCAGAACCUGCUCCGGACUCGCAACUCCAACACCGAGCACCGCUACGGUCACUUCAAACAGCCGAGUCAGCGUCUGUACAACUACUGAAACACAUAUGGACUGUGUGUGUGUGUAGUUAUAUGCUUACAUUAAAUCUAGUGUUUUAAACACAACACAAAAACUACACAUCAACUAAAAUCAAGUCUUAUUAAGUAGAAAAGGAAUUCGGUGUUCAAUGAUAACAGAGCUGUGGGUUAGAGCUGGGCUUCUAGGAACCUGAUUAAAGUCUGAUUAAAGUCUGAUUGUGCAUGUGUGUGUGUGUAUGGUGUGUGUGUGUAUGGGUGUGUUUGAGUGUUUGUGUGUGUAUGAGUGUAUGUGUAUGAGUGUUUGUGUGUGGUGUGUGUGUCUGAGUGUGUGUGUGUGAGUGUGUGUGAGUGUUUGUGUGUGAGUUUGUGUGUGUGUAUGGGUGUGUGUGUAUGUGUGAGUUUGUGUGUAAGUGUGUGUGAGUGUUUGUGUGUAUGGGUGUGUGUGUGAGUGUUUGUGUGUGUGUGUGUUUGUGAGUUUUUGUGUGUGUGUGAGUGUUUGUGUGUUUUUGUGUGUGUGUGUGUGAGUGUUUGUGUGUGUGUUUGUGUGUGUGUGUGUGUUUGUGUGUGGUGUGUGUGUUUGUGUGUGUGUGUGCGCGUGUGUGCGUGCGUGUGUGUUUGUGUGUGUGUUUGUGAGUUUGUGUGUGUGUGUAUGGGUGUGUGCGUGUGUGUGUGUGUGUGUGUGUGUGCAUUUAGCUGAAUCAGAGGUUGUUCUUUGUGCCCAAGAGACUUCCAUUGUUUAUAAUCCAUGUUUUUACUUUUAGUUUUGUGCCUUAAAUGUUUUUAUACUGUAAAAAUUUCCGUUUUAUUUUUUAUUCAAAAGUAUAUUUUUGAAAAACACAUUUUUAACUGUAAAAUAAAUGUUUUUUAAUUGUU